AUGAAUUCCAAUGCUAUAAUUGACUUUUUUAGUGGCACUGUCGGUGCAACAGCAUCAGUUUAUGUUGGGCAACCAUUAGAUACGAUCAAGACAAAAUUACAAACAUUUCCAAAUAAUUAUAAAAAUUUUAUUCAAUGUGGACAGACUAUUUUUCACGAAAAUGGUUUACGUGGUUUAUAUGCUGGAACUUUACCAUCAUUACUAGCAAAUACUGCAGAAAAUGGAAUUUUAUUUAUGGCUUAUGGUCAAUGUCAACAGUUUAUUUGCGUAUUAAGACAUAAAACAAGUAGUGAACAAUUAACUACAGUAGAAAAUAUGGCAGCUGGAAGCGUCGCAUCUAUAUUUUCUUCUAUAGCUUUGUGUCCAACAGAAUUAGUUAAAUGUCGAAUACAAACUUUACAUGAAAUGGAACACAUGAAUCCAUUAAAUAAUGAAAGUUCAAUAUUUAAAAAGAUUUCGCCAGUUGGUAUCACUCGAGAUAUCGUACGUGAAGAGGGUAUACGUGGUUUAUUCCGUGGUUUAACAACAACACUACUCAGAGAAUGUCCAGGUUACGGUUGUUUCUUCGGUGGUUAUGAAUUAACAAGAAAAGUUUUAGCGCACGAAAAUCAAAAGAAAGGAGAUAUUGGAUUUGUAAAAACAUGGUUAUCUGGUGGAAUGGCUGGCAUCUGUUUUUGGAUAAUUAUGUUUCCUAUUGAUGCAGUUAAAUCACGUAUACAAGUGUUUAAACCAAAAAUGAGUUUGCCACGAUAUACAUUACAAAUAAUAAAGCUCGAAGGAUUUAAGGUUCUCUAUGCUGGUUUAGCUCCAACACUGAUUCGUACCUUUUUGGCUACGGGCGCCUUAUUCAUCACCUAUGAACAAAUUCGGUUCCAUCUCAAUCAAAUGAUUUUGUCUCGAUAG
Molecule: messenger RNA, 903 nt
Organism: Rotaria socialis
Lineage: Eukaryota; Metazoa; Rotifera; Eurotatoria; Philodinida; Philodinidae
Source: the annotation of a GenBank genome assembly